AUUGAGGUCUGGGUGAAUACCAGGCUUUCGUGGCAGAUGAUAGUAUGUGGUGCUGAUGACCAUGGCCACCUGAAAAUGGCAAGUUAGCUUCCUGAAAUAUUGGACCAUUUGGAUGAUGCCACCUGGCUUAAUACCUGAGAUUUUGAGUGUUCACUUAACUAAAUUGUCAACAGUGUGCAUUGUGAAACACAUUAUGUGUUAUAUCCAUUUGCAGUGAUCUGGAAAGUAUUCUUAUUACAGAAUGGAGAAAAAUAUCACUCAGGCUCAGCAAAUGACGCCGCUGCUUGCUGCUGUGAAUGGACUUGUCACACUACAAACUGCAGCUGCCUCAGCACCUCCGAUGCCCCCACCUGUGCCACAGAUGACGCCUUCGGUGCCGCCAUUCCGUGCCUUCAGUCCGGGCUCUGAACGCUGGCCAGAAUACAUCGCCCAGCUCGAGGCUCAACUCGUCGCAUACAACAUACCAGAAUUGGAUUCUCCGCAGCUUCCGCUGCAACAGCCCAUGACUCAACUGACGGCGGCUCCGCUGCUCCUGCCUAUGGUGCGGGUGCCCCUGACUGCGCCGCUGAUCUGGUCUGCUGCACUGGGCGGGCGCCUCUCGUCACCGCCAUGGCCCCACCUCCAACUGCCAUUGCUGUCGUGUUACUUCGUGGUGCCUGAGCCGAUGGAUUCUGACGUUGACGUCACGCCGCCACUGUCACCCAUGGAAGUUGUUGCUCCGACUCUUUGUCUGAGCAUACCCAGUGGUGUUCAAGUGUUUCAUUAUGUUCUUGGUUUUUGA
Molecule: messenger RNA, 781 nt
Organism: Schistocerca nitens (vagrant locust)
Lineage: Eukaryota; Metazoa; Arthropoda; Insecta; Orthoptera; Acrididae
Product: numb-like protein
Exons: 5
Coding region: 242-781 (179 amino acids)
Source: RefSeq, a predicted model, not a curated record